Molecule: messenger RNA, 2476 nt
Organism: Bufo gargarizans (Asiatic toad)
Lineage: Eukaryota; Metazoa; Chordata; Amphibia; Anura; Bufonidae
Product: RING finger protein 112-like
Exons: 13
Coding region: 80-1927 (615 amino acids)
Biological process (GO): endoplasmic reticulum organization; protein homooligomerization
Molecular function (GO): GTP binding; GTPase activity
Source: RefSeq, a predicted model, not a curated record
GGGGUGUAGAGCAGGAAUAGGAAGAGCAGCUGCUCACACACAGCUGACUGGAGGGGCUGUGCAGAGGCCGAUAGCAAACAUGGAGGUAGAAAGGCCGGAACCUCACGCCUCCCUGAGGGCAGCACAACCACAGCCUGAGCCCCAGAGGAAAAGAGGAAAACGAAGGCCGAAGAGGGAGCGAGUGUCCAGAGCCAGUGAGAUGGGCCAGCCUGUCAGUAAUGACUCUCCCCUGCCUCCGGAUGGCGCCAUUGGCUUCCAGACCCUGGUGGAGGACAUCACCUGCUCUGUGUGCCUCGAUGACCUACAGAACCCGGUGUCUAUCGUCUGUGGUCAUACCUUCUGUAGAAACUGCAUAACCAGACACUGGAGCGCCCCACAAUCGGGGGGUUACCUGUGCCCCGAGUGCAGGACACCGUGCCCCCCACAUCAGAUUGUCCCCGACUAUCGCCUGAUGAACCUCAUUGACAAGAUCAGAAAAGGAAUCCAGGAGAAAACCAGUGUGACGGAACGUCCACGAGCCACAGAGCAGGGUUAUCCUGUGCAGCUGGUGUGGACGGACGGGAACGGCUGCUUACACUUGGACGAGUCAGUGGUCUACAACUGCUUCAUGGACAGCCGUCUAAGCAAUUACCCUGUCUACAUGCUCUGCGUCAUCGGAGAAAAACGGCGCGGGAAGUCGUUCCUGAUGAAUUACAUCAUGAGAGCCUUGAAGAGUCAGGAGAAAGGCAAGGAGUUCAGUCUGGGAGCAGAUGAUGAGCCUCUCCAAGGCUUUGAAUGGAGAAGUGGCAUAGACAGCACUACAAAGGGCAUUUGGAUCUGGAACAGACCCUUCAUCUUGGGCGAAACAGGAGAGAAGGUUGCGGUCUACAUUUUGGACACAGAGGGGUCACUGGACAUUGAUGGCGACCGGGAAAGCUGCAUUAAGUUGUCUGCAUUGUCCAUGCUCCUCAGCUCUCACCUGGUUUUCAAUGUAGCUGGAAGCUUGAAGGUGACAGAAUUGGACUACAUGGAGAUGUAUCUCCACAUGGGAGAAGAGUUUGGCUCUCAGCAAUUACAGUUCUUGGACAUUUUAAUCAGAGACUGGCAUGACUCCAUCAAUUGUGGCCGAGAUGCUGCUCGGUUUUACAUCAGUCGGGAAAUUGAGAAGCUCCAGAAGGGCAGUAGUUACCCCAAAGUUUUAUGGGGUCUGAAGAGCAGUCACACUCGCUGCUUCCUCCUCCCACACCCGGGCAAAGGCAUCACAGGAGAGAGCCAAGGACGACUCCAAGAUAUGGAUGAGGAUUUCCAGGAGAAUCUGAGCUUGUAUGUGGCGGAUGUGGUGCGAGGAGUGUGGCACCGGACUAAGACGGACAUAACAGGACAAGUGCUGACCUGCGGCCAUAUUCCCUCCAUGUUACAGGUUUUCGUUGAUGUUCUGGAGCAGCAGAAAUAUGGUUUCUCCACCCCGAUGGAGAUGUUUUAUGCCAUCAAAAACCAAAAGAUCCUUGAAGGCACCAAGGAGGAGCUGCAGGAGUUCCUGCAGAAGCAGCCGAACCACCUUCUCCCAUCCACAAUGAGGACCCUGGUCUCAGAGAAGGCAGCAGAACUCAACGCAAAGUUCAAAGACUCCAUCCAAGGUCCCAACAUGUCCCACCACACUGAGCUGCAGAAAGAACUGGAGUCUCAUCUCCAAGAGGAGCAGGCAAAGUUUUGCUCCAGUUACACCACGCGCUUCACAUGCAGUGCUGUUACACUGGGAGUCACCGCAGGUCUGGGCUUAUAUGGGGUGGUCGGCGCCGCUGCAGCCAGGGGGACUGUCGUCUUUGCAGCGCAGCCGGCAGUGGCAGCUGUAGCAGAGAAGACAGUGGCGAUGGAAGUAGUAACGGGCACGGUGGCACUGCUGAAAACAGGGUUGUCUGCAGUUGUGGGGCGAUUUUUCCGGUUGUAGGGUCCCACCACCCUAUCUUUGGGGCAGAACCUCAAUAUUCUUACUUGAACCUCACAGAACCCCGAUACAACCAAUCACUUCUGCUGGAUGCGCUGCCAUAAUGCAGAUCUUGGCUUUAAAGCUGGUUCACACCAUCUACUUCAGAGGAGAAAAUCAGGGACCUCUGCAUAAUAAGGGGUUCACUGGGAGCGGAAGACUGCAGGGGGGUGCGGUGCCAGAUUGGUCCUCUGCCAAUAAAUAAAGAAGGUAUCGGGAUCUUACCUGAUGUAUUCUACUCUAUUUAUACCCAGAGCUGUAUUCAUGAUUCUGCUGGUUCCCACACUAAAAGCAUACGGAUUUCAACAGUUGAUGUAUAUGGUUCAUUUAACAUAGUCAUGAAGUACUGUGAAUGCAGCUCUGGCUGUAACUGGAGUAUAAGGUUUGAUGCGUUCUUUAAGUUGCAUUUACAAUAUUCUGCAAUGUGGAUUUUACGAGGAACUUUGGCUUCAUUUGCUUCCAGUUAAAUUCUGUGCUAAUAAGUCUAUAAAAUACAUAAAAAUGCAAAGACGA